UCUUUAAAUCUCACACUAUUAAUAUAUUUUUUGUUCUUUUUCUGCAGAUCAUCUAAUGUCUGUUAGGAGAACUGUCUCAAUGGAUAAAACAAAUGACUCUUUGGUAACUGAAUUUGUUCUCCUGGGACUGUCUGCUUCUUUGGAGAUGAAGAUUCUUCUCUUCUUAUUUAUUUUUUCAUUCUAUGUGGGAAUUGUGUUGGGAAACCUUUUCAUUGUAUUCACUGUGGUUUGUGACCCUCACCUACACUCCCCCAUGUACUUCUUGCUGGCCAACCUCUCCUUCAUUGACUUGGGUCUAUCUUCUACCACAGCCCCAAGGAUGAUCACUGACAUAUUCAGUGAGCAUAAGGCAAUUUCUUUCCCAGGCUGUAUGAUACAGAUGUUCUUUGUCCAUGUCAUGGGAGGAACUGAGAUGGUCCUACUCAUAGCCAUGGCUUAUGACAGAUACACAGCCAUCUGCAAGCCCCUCCACUAUUUGACCAUAAUGAGCCGCAAAACAUGUAUUUGUUUUGUAGUGACUGCCUGGGUGAUUGGAGUGAUCCAUGCUGUGUCUCAGUUUGUUUGCAUUGUAAACUUGCCCUUCUGUGGCCCUAACAAGAUUGAUAGCUUUUACUGUGACUUUCCUCGGGUGGCGGAACUUGCCUGUACAGAUAGCAACUGGGUAGAGCAUGUGGUCACUGCUAACAGUGGGCUCAUUUCUAUGGGCACCUUCUUCCUCUUAAUCAUGUCCUACAUCUUCAUCCUUGUCACUGUGAGACAUCACUCUUCUGCUGGUUUGUCCAAGGCUUUCUCCACGCUGUCAGCUCACAUCACUGUGGUGUUUUUGUUUUUUGCUCCAUGUUUCUUUAUGUAUGUAUGGGAAUUCCCCACCUUAUCAUUGGAUAAAUUUUUGGCCAUUCUUGACUUUGUUGUUACCCCACUUUUGAAUCCUGCCAUUUACACAUUUAGGAACAAGGACAUGAAGGUGGCAAUGAAAAGAUUGAGCAGGAAAAUUGUGAGUUCCAAGGAGACAUCAUGAUGAGUUUUAUGAAAUGAAAUCAAGGGACACUUUAGGAUUGUGUUCAAUGCUUCCAGACUUGUGUAGGGUGUAGCAUGUAUAUAGACAUCAUGGCCUAGAAUACCCUAAGAAGAUCUUUUGGAUUUUAGAGAUGUAGCUAUUUUGCUCAUCAGAAGGAAUAGAGCAACACCCUAUUCCUACCUUCUACUUUGUCAUUUGGAACACAUAGAGAAGACAAUCUUAAUUUCUGAGUUUAAUG
Messenger RNA from Sarcophilus harrisii (Tasmanian devil), 1256 nucleotides. RefSeq names its product olfactory receptor 4F15-like. Gene Ontology annotation, cellular component: membrane. Gene Ontology annotation, biological process: G protein-coupled receptor signaling pathway. Lineage: Eukaryota; Metazoa; Chordata; Mammalia; Dasyuromorphia; Dasyuridae. The record is from RefSeq and is a predicted model, not a curated record. The transcript has a single exon. Gene Ontology annotation, molecular function: G protein-coupled receptor activity; olfactory receptor activity. The coding region runs from base 56 to 1018 and encodes 320 amino acids.